UACUUCCUCUCUCGAUCCGCACGGAACUUUGCUUGCUCAAGCCUCAUCAACAUCGUCAUCAGGUGAACAGACAAUCACAAUGACUUAUAAUAUGGAGAAAUCAUGCUCUCUUCUUAUUCAUUUCGACAAAGGAACACCGGCACUUGCCAAUGAGAUCAAGGUGGCUCUUGAAGGAAACGACGAUACUGCAAAGAUAGACGCCAUGAAAAAAGCCGUUAUGCUUUUACUGAACGGAGAAACACUACCACAGCUUUUCAUCACAAUCGUUCGUUACGUCCUUCCUUCAGAGGAUCACACGGUUCAGAAACUACUCCUUCUUUACCUUGAAAUCAUCGCAAAGACGGACUCCAAAGGAAAAGUCUUACCCGAAAUGAUUUUAAUCUGCCAAAACUUACGAAACAAUCUCCAGCACCCGAAUGAGUACAUUCGCGGUGUAACUUUGCGGUUUCUUUGCCGUAUAUGUGAAACCGAGAUUAUCGAGCCCUUGAUCCCUUCCAUAUUGGCCAAUCUGGAGCAUAGAAAUCCGUUUGUAAGGAGGAAUGCCAUACUUGCGGUGAACGCGAUCUACAAGCUUCCACACGGGGAUCACCUUUUGGUCGAUGCACCAGAAAUGAUCGAAAAAGUGUUAUCAACCGAAGCUGAUCAAUCCGCAAAGAGAAACGCGUUUCUUAUGCUUUACACAUGCGCCCAAGAUCUUGCGGUUCAUUACCUUUUGACCCAUGUGGAUAAAGUGUUCGAAUGGGGCGAAUCGUUACAAAUGGUCGUGUUGGAUUUGAUACGCAAAGUGUAUCGGUCGCACACACGAGAAAAAGGGAAGUACAUAAAGAUCAUUAUAUCGUUGUUAAACGUACCUUCCGCUACUGUUAUCUUCGAAUGCGCGGGAACACUGGUAUCGUUAUCAUCCGCUCCCACCCCCAUUCGGGUUGCAGCCAGUACGUAUUGCCAGCUUCUCGUCAGUCAGAGCGACAACAAUGUGAAGCUUAUCGUGCUUGAUCGUUUAGACGAACUAAAAGCUUCCCAUAACGAGAUCAUGGUUAAUAUGAUAAUGGACGUGCUCCGGGCACUCUCGAGCCCAAACCACGACAUUAGGCGUAAAACACUUGAUAUCGCUCUUGAUUUAAUCACCCCUCAAAACAUUAACGAAGUCAUUCUCACUUUGAAAAAUGAAGUGGUGAAAACUCAAAGCGGCGAGUUUGAGAAAGAUGGUGAGUAUCGUCAAAUGCUUAUUCAAGCGAUUCAUCGUGUGCGGUCAAGUUCCCGGAAGUUGCGGGCACGGUUGUACAUAUGUUGGUGGAUUUCUUGGGCGAUAGUAAUGUCGCUUCUGCGAUGGAUGUAGUUUUUGUGAGGGAGAUAAUAGAGAUUUAAAGACUAGGGAAGUAGGGAGGGAUUAAACUUUCAAAAUUACAAUUAUAGAAUUAGUUAUGACUUAUGAUGGUUUUUUUGAAAUGUGUUUGUGUGAUUAGAAUCAAAAUUUAAAACUAUGGUUUGAAAAUUGAAAUUGAGACAUGCUUUAUUUGAAACUUUGU
Helianthus annuus (common sunflower) is the source of this 1526-nucleotide messenger RNA. Its product is annotated as coatomer subunit beta-2-like. NCBI's taxonomy places the organism in Eukaryota, Viridiplantae, Streptophyta, Magnoliopsida, Asterales, Asteraceae. Gene Ontology annotation, biological process: intracellular protein transport; endoplasmic reticulum to Golgi vesicle-mediated transport; intra-Golgi vesicle-mediated transport. Bases 80 to 1336 code for a protein of 418 amino acids. The transcript has 2 exons. Gene Ontology annotation, cellular component: COPI vesicle coat; cytoplasm. The record is from RefSeq and is a predicted model, not a curated record.